Molecule: messenger RNA, 450 nt
Organism: Bursaphelenchus xylophilus (pine wood nematode)
Lineage: Eukaryota; Metazoa; Nematoda; Chromadorea; Rhabditida; Aphelenchoididae
Source: the annotation of a GenBank genome assembly
AUGAACAGUAAUGCCUACCGCGCCAGAAAUGUCGCAAACGCAAGGAUGGGCCGCUUCUCAGAGACGUGGGGCAUUUCUUCGCGGUUCGACGUUCGGCGGAUGCCCAACAACCAGAACGACAGCAUCUGCUCCGGCAAGGCUCCCUGCAUGUUCGCUAACGUCGAAAGGCGUAACAAUCGCCGUGCUUCCGCUGGCUCAGUAGUACUUUGGCAAUACAAAUUUGGCGUUCCAACAGGACCCAGCGUCGGCUCAGAAGGCAAAAACGACUUAAGACCAGGAAUGGGACCGAUUUCAUCUCGUCUGCGAAAUGGCGGCCUGCUCGCCGAAUCUGACUCCAAUGGACUAUUUUUUCAAUUGGAGGCCUGUAUUAUACGUCACAAAAUUAGUCGCAAAGUAAUUGCAGCGCUAAGAGUGGGACCGAUUGCCCUGCGGCCCGAGCCCAAAUUUUAA